GCCAAGGAAGGAUACCAGGCACCGCACAGAGAGUCUUCAAUGCACUCUCGCUCUUGCUUUGGUUCCUCAAGUCGACAGCUCCCCGUCGCAGCCGCCGCCCGUCGUCUCGCAAUGUCGAGCCGGCCAGAACACUGAACGCUGAAUCCCGUCGCCACGGUUGCAUCCGACCGAGUCGCGAUGCAUCCAUCCCAUUGCCGCCAUCCCACCGCCAUCUGAGGCUCACCGUCGGCCGGUCUCUAGCCAUGUCCAGCCGUUGCGCUCGCUAUCUGCGAAGACAGCACCUCGAAAUCCACGGCAAGGCCCUUGCCGGGUUCAUUUCCCACCAACACCAUCACCCGCCACCUCCACAGGCCUCGAGAAUGCUUGACAGCAAAACCCGGAAUUCUCUCGUUGCGACUGACACGACGAGCCCGGUGCGCUGGUGGCUCCAGGACUUCAAGACAGGUAGACCGCCGGAGGAAGCGAUCGAGGGUAGCGGAGGAUGUGAACUUUUUCUCGUGUCAUUGUCACCCACGGACUCGCUCUCUACAUUGACACCCCAUGCUGCCCCACACCGUUGCCUAUCUUUCGCACCCGUACAUUACUACAUCGCUCUACUAUAUGACCCCGUAGACACCACGCACGACAGGGGCGACGCCGCCCGCGUUUCGCGGGCCGGAGCCCGCCGCGCCGCGUCUUAGCACUAUAUGUUUGCUUGUUGCGGGAUAUAAAUUUAGACUUCAUCAUC
This is a messenger RNA of Postia placenta MAD-698-R-SB12, 727 nucleotides long. RefSeq lists its product as hypothetical. The record is from RefSeq and is a predicted model, not a curated record. The coding region runs from base 243 to 680 and encodes 145 amino acids. The transcript has a single exon. Lineage: Eukaryota; Fungi; Basidiomycota; Agaricomycetes; Polyporales; Adustoporiaceae.